This is a messenger RNA of Nicrophorus vespilloides, 1990 nucleotides long. Its product is annotated as transmembrane protein 104 homolog. The record is from RefSeq and is a predicted model, not a curated record. The transcript has 3 exons. Bases 219 to 1682 code for a protein of 487 amino acids. Lineage: Eukaryota; Metazoa; Arthropoda; Insecta; Coleoptera; Silphidae.
GAGUAGUCUACGCUGAAAUAAGAGUAAUAUACUAUAAUGAUGUAACAGUUGUUUUUUUUUGACAUUUGAACUUGAGACUUUGUUUUCGUCUGUGUCAACAACCCAUGUUCAAAGGAAAUGUCAAAAUUGUAAAUAUUUUAAACAAAUAAUAAUAUAAUAUAAAUAAAAUGAUAUUGGACACGUAACCAAUUAGUAAAAAAAACAGUCCAAUCAAUAACAUGCCCUCGUCGGAAGUUGCUUCUUCGCCUGAAGUAUAUUCAUCAUGGGUGGGUUUAAUAUAUGUGUUCAAUUUAAUUGUUGGAACUGGAGCCCUAACUUUGCCCUCAGUGUUUGCACAAGCUGGGUGGUUACUUAGUACUUUACUGAUUAUUGCACUGGCAUUCAUUGGAUAUGUCACUGUUACAUUCAUUAUUGAAACUAUGGCAUGUGCCAAUGCCACAAUACAAGUUAAGAAGUUGCAAUCACAUAAAAUUGAUGGGGAAAGUGAAGCAGCUGUGGACUCUGAAACUGAUGAAGAAGAAGUAACAAAUGAGGAAACAGCAAUUAUGGGGAAUCGAAAUUUGAGGAGGUACUACAGUUUAAAUUACCAAGUUGAGUUGGGUGAAAUGGCAGGCUUAUAUUUUAAUCGAGUUGGUCAAAUACUCUUCUACAUAUCAUUGUGCAUAUACUUAUAUGGUGAUUUAGCAAUUUAUGCAGCAGCUGUAUCUAAAUCUCUUUGUGAUUUGGUCUGCCCCAAUAACAGAAGUAUCAGUAAUUCAACAGAGGAUUUUGAUAUUGAAUGCUUUCAUGAGAGCAUUACCAAAAUAGAUCUGUAUAGAAUAUUUGUUGGAGUUUUUGCUCUGUUGAUUGGACCAUUUACAUACUUCAAUGUUCAGAAAACCAAGUACUUCCAAUUGGCCACUACUUCCAUGCGCUGGUGCGCUUUUACAAUAAUGAUCGUUUUGGCGGCGGUGAGUUUGAUACAAUUCGGUCCCAAGGGAUAUCCACCCAUGAUGAAUUUCAAUGGUGUUCCGGCUUUAAUCGGUGCAAGUGUUUACAGUUUCAUGUGCCACCAUUCGUUGCCCGGAUUGGUUGCGCCAUUCAGUGAGAAACGGUAUGUCCUACGACAAUUGGGACUAGAUUACAUUCUCAUAUGUUCGUUUUAUAUACUUCUAUCAUUGACUGGUAUAUUUGCUUUCAACAAAUUAUUCGAUCUGUAUACGCUUAACUUCGUACCAAAUGGAGACAAUCCAACAAACUUUUUCAUGCAACUGAUUCAGUACUUCCUCGGAAUGUUUCCCAUUUUUACAUUGUCCACCAGCUUCCCAAUCAUUGCCAUAACGUUGCAAAACAAUCUGAAAACAUUGUUCCUCGAUCCUAACAAGAUGGAUUCGUAUAGUUUCGUUUUGAAACGCCUUACAUUCCCGACAUUAGCUGUAGCGCCGCCCAUUUUCGUGGCUGUUUCCACCCACAACCUGAGUUCAUUGGUUGAAUUUACCGGGUCGUACGCAGGAGCGUGCGUUCAAUACGUUGUACCAGCAUUUCUUGUCUAUCAAGCUAGAAAACAUUGUAAAAGAGACAUUGGAACUGCCACAAAUAAAUACGCGAGUCCUUUCAAAAGUUCGCUCUGGGUGUAUUUUGUCAUCUGUUGGUCCCUGGUUUGUUCUAUUUUGGUUACACUAAAUUUAUUCGCCGAAUUUUAAAGGUAAUCAACAUUACCUUUUAAUUUUGGUACUUUAACCAAAUCAAUAUAGUCUUUCAUAUAUUUUAAUUUUAAGAGAAUUUAAUUUGUAAUAAGUAAGUGAGAAGUAUAGCACAAUAACGUGUAUAUUAUAAUGAGGGAUUAUUCUCGACUGACAAGUUAUUAAAUGGAAAUACUGACUACAACGUCUAUAUAUUUUUAAAAAUGUCGAUGUAAGCAAAGUGUUGAAUGGUAUUACAAGUAUAUUUUAAUAAUUGUAUACAAAUGUUAUUUUAAUUAUUUGGACACUAAAAAACUAACAAUAAAUUU